Messenger RNA from Cercocebus atys (sooty mangabey), 5607 nucleotides. RefSeq names its product 4-aminobutyrate aminotransferase (gene ABAT). Gene Ontology annotation, biological process: GABA catabolic process. The record is from RefSeq and is a predicted model, not a curated record. The transcript has 16 exons. Bases 962 to 2464 code for a protein of 500 amino acids. Gene Ontology annotation, molecular function: pyridoxal phosphate binding. Gene Ontology annotation, cellular component: mitochondrion. Lineage: Eukaryota; Metazoa; Chordata; Mammalia; Primates; Cercopithecidae.
CCCAUGCCCCCUCCCCAUCUUGUGACCAUCCUCGUUUCCUCUUCUGGACCCCCUGUGGACCCGCGUUGACCCAGCAUGGGCUACAAUGGGGGAGUUGGGUAAUUGCUCCCCUAGGUUCCUCCCCAACCCCCCAGACAGGGUCAGGUGGAGCAUGGGAGCCAGAGCAGCCCCUCUGCCUUGGGUGUCCUGGAGAUGACUUGACGCCCCCGCACCGGAGCCCCGUCUUGGCUGUGGCUGCAUCUGCAACACCGCAACAGCAGACUUCUGGGAAAACCAUUUAGGCAUCUGAAGCCCUGGAUUUCUGCUUUGUCCCUUCAGGGCUUCCUGAGCCUGAUUUAAAAAAAAAAAAAAAAACCUAGGAAGAGGCCCCUGGAAGGAAAAAGGGGAGGGAGAUAGCCUAUUUUACAAGGUCUGAAAUGAUGUGGCUUUUCCUUCUGGCUUAAACCUAGCUGGGUUUGAAACAUCUUCUUAAAAAUCUGUAUUCUAUUUUUUUCUCUCUGUUUAUCUCUCUGUUGCUGCCUCUGUUAAUCUUUGUUUCUGUGUUGUAUUUUUUCUGUUUCUGUCUGAAAACCCUUCUCUUUCUGAAUCCAUCUUUCAGUCUCUCACGUUCUGUCUCUCCCCUCCUCCUUCACCUUCCCUCCAUUCCUCUCCCUUGUGCAUUUGCCGGGUUCCAGCUGAGCGCAUCCUUUUCCCAAACCUGCUUUGCUUCCAAGGGGCCCUUUUCUGUCUCCUCUACCUGUGCCCAUGUUUUGGGACUGCCUGGAAAUCCAGAACACCCUCCUGAGGAGGGAGCUGGUGCCCAACAGCACCUCUUAGGAUGAACCCAGCCAGCUGCAUUCCUGGCCUCUGCAGAAUGACAUAGAGAAGGCAUUUUAAGCAGGCGAGCUGAGCUCGCCACAGGACUCCGACUACCAGGCACCGGUGGCAGCACGCAAAGAGCAUCCCUGUCUCUCAAGGGGUCAUGGCCUCCAUGUUGCUCGCCCGGCACCUGGCCUGCAGCUUCCAGCACAGCUACCGCCUGCUGGUGCCCGGAUCCAGACACAUUAGUCAACCCGCAGCCAAAGUCGACGUUGAAUUUGAUUAUGAUGGGCCUCUGAUGAAGACGGAAGUCCCAGGGCCUAGAUCUCGGGCGUUAAUGAAACAGCUGAAUAUAAUUCAGAAUGCAGAGGCUGUGCAUUUUUUCUGCAAUUACGAAGAGAGCCGAGGCAAUUACCUGGUUGAUGUGGACGGCAACCGAAUGCUGGAUCUUUAUUGCCAGAUCUCCUCUGUCCCCAUAGGUUACAGCCACCCCGCCCUGCUGAAACUCAUCCAACAGCCUCAAAAUGCGAGCAUGUUCGUCAACAGACCCGCCCUGGGAAUCCUGCCUCCGGAGAACUUUGUGGAGAAGCUCCGGGAGUCCUUGCUCUCGGUGGCUCCCAAAGGGAUGUCCCAGCUCAUCACCAUGGCCUGCGGCUCCUGCUCCAAUGAAAAUGCCUUCAAGACCAUCUUCAUGUGGUACCGGAGCAAGGAAAGAGGGCAGAGGGGCUUCUCGCAGGAGGAGCUGGAGACGUGCAUGAUUAACCAGGCCCCUGGCUGCCCCGACUACAGCAUCCUCUCCUUCAUGGGCGCGUUCCACGGGAGGACCAUGGGUUGCUUAGCGACCACGCACUCCAAAGCCAUUCACAAGAUUGACAUCCCUUCCUUUGACUGGCCCAUCGCGCCGUUCCCACGGCUGAAAUACCCUCUGGAAGAGUUCGUGAAAGAGAACCAACAGGAGGAGGCCCGCUGUCUGGAAGAGGUGGAGGAUCUGAUUGUGAAAUAUCGGAAAAAGAAGAAGACGGUGGCCGGGAUCAUCGUGGAGCCCAUCCAGUCUGAGGGUGGAGACAACCAUGCGUCUGAUGACUUCUUUCGGAAGCUGAGAGACAUUGCCAGGAAGCAUGGCUGCGCCUUCUUGGUGGAUGAGGUCCAGACCGGAGGUGGCUGCACAGGCAAGUUCUGGGCCCAUGAGCACUGGGGCUUGGAUGACCCAGCAGACGUGAUGACCUUCAGCAAGAAGAUGAUGAUUGGGGGCUUCUUCCACAAGGAGGAGUUCAGGCCCAAUGCUCCUUACCGGAUCUUCAACACCUGGCUGGGGGACCCGUCCAAGAACCUACUGCUGGCUGAGGUCAUCAACAUCAUCAAGCGAGAGGACCUGCUAAAUAACGCAGCCCAUGCCGGGAAGGUCCUGCUCACGGGAUUGCUGGACCUCCAGGCCCGGUACCCCCAGUUCAUCAGCAGGGUGAGAGGACGAGGCACCUUUUGCUCCUUCGAUACUCCCGAUGAUUCCGUACGGAAUAAGCUCAUUUUAAUUGCCAGAAACAAAGGUGUGGUGUUGGGGGGCUGCGGUGACAAAUCUAUUCGUUUCCGUCCCACGCUGGUCUUCAGGGAUCACCAUGCUCACCUGUUCCUCAAUAUUUUCAGUGACAUCUUAGCAGACUUCAAGUAAAGAAGCCAUUUCCACUACAGUGAGAAAGCCCCGAUCUCAACAGUUGUCAAAUUGAUUAGUUUUGCCUAAUUCAUGUUUUCACUUAGAAGUAUCAGAGGUGAAUGCACAGUGAAGGGUGAUUUGUGGGGAGGGAACGUUUUUGGUGGUCUUGGGGGAGGUGGGGGAGGGAAGGGCUGGUGUUGAUUUUCCUCCCUGCAGAGCCAAUGGUGCACAUUGGUUUAAGCCCAGAGAUCCUGCUUGAGCCCUGGACUCGUCUUGGGAAGGGCCAUGGGAGGUCCUGGCUAGAGUUCUGCCCAACCUUGACCAACCCCAGCAAUUUUUCCAAAAACCAUUCAAGGGCAUUACAUUUGCUCCUGGGACUGGCAGCUGGGCCUCCUGGGUGCCAGUCCAUCUCAAGUGCCAUAUUCUGUGAUCACGGAUGCUGGCUCCCCCUCGCCCUAUGCAAGCAAACACGUUCCCACCUCCUCUCCCAGCCCCUGGAGCUCUGAGCACACCCCAAGCACGGUGCAGGGAGGGACUGGACAGAUCUGAGGAAGGCCAUAAAGUGGGGAGAAGAGGAUUCAGCUCAGGGGUAAGGGAAGCGGUCCUGUGGCCCCCUGAAGAUGAGAAUCACUCCUCUCGGUGCACCUGGGGAGCCCCUAAACUGUGAAUUCUGCCCUGGACAGGGCUUUGCCCUUGGAGGAUCCCCAGGUGGCAUCAUCCAUGGUUCUUACUUGGCAUCCACCAUUCCCCAAACUCCCUCCUCCCUGUUAAAUGUCAACCUAGACCUGGACCUGGGUGGGAGGAAACUGUAGCCUGAGUGUCCACAAGGACACACGUGAGCCCCAGGGCUAGAAGCACAGGCCCGUCACCCCAGGGUCUGGGGCUGCAGAGCCAUUGCAUCAUGUGUCCUAGGGCACCUUGGGGUCUGACUUUUGGCCCCCUCAGCCUGAGAGGCUCUUGCUGUCUUUUGCUCAUCCACUUUCACACCGCUUCUGAGCAGACCCCCAGGAACAGCUUGGCUGUCCCACCAGAGGGAAUCAUUGCUGGACUGGAUUUCUGCUUGAGGGAAGCACCAUGAAUUAAAGGCGCUAGAGCUCCAUGCAUGGAAAAGUGGCCUGUUGGUUCAACGUGGUUUCCUUGUACUUGAUCCUCCCGAAAUCAGAGAUUUUCCUGAGAUGACCAAGUGUGGAGAUUACCAGGCAGAUGAUACCGAAAUGCUUAACGGGGCUGUGGCUGAGCCUCUAGUAUCUCUGCUGGAGGUGAGACACUCUGGGAACUGAUUUGACCUCAAAUGCUCCUAAAAGAGAACUUGAUACCUGACACCAAUGAAGUAUUAUUUGGUGGGGAGACUGAGAAAGCCUGGCUUGUAUUAUCUGUCCGAAAGGAAGCCUCUUCAUCUCCGGGUGCCUUGGUUGACUAUUUUGGAAAUAGGCAUAUCAAGGUUCCUGAUUCAGCACUUUGCUCUUUUAAUAAGAAAUCGUCCAAAGAUCUCAAAGUAGGGUUUUUUUUCUUUUUUCUUUUUUUUUUUUUAGCUUCCAGUCUUCCGCAUACUUGGUCAUCGACCUAUUUUUGUUGAGGAAUGAAAGGCAAUGACAAGUUUAACAUACACAAAUUUGUGAGUUCUUGUUCAUUUUGCAUUCCUGCAGUCAGUGCUAAUCUGUCGUUCUUAAUCAGUUCUGUCACCUGCACUCCCAGCGAAGUGGUGACGUAUGCCUCCCACUCUCUGCAAGGUUUUACUCGUUUUUAUAUUCAUUUAUGCAUCAUUCAUUCAUUCACCAUGUAUUCACUCACCUAACUUUCAUGAAAUACCUGCACCAUCCCAGGCCCUGUACCGAGCAGCAGGAAUACAAAGAUGAGACAAAACAUUGUCCCUGCUCCCGGGGGCUCACAUCCCACUGGGAACAACCAGACUCGUAAACUAACAAUUCAAGCAGGCACCAAGGGCUAUGACAGAGGUGCGAGUAAGAGCAUGAGGAAGUCGGAGGGAGCACCACCAUUCAUCCAAGGGUCAGAGGAGGUUUCAAGGAAAAGGUGUCACUGGAGCAGUGUUUUGCAGAAUGAGCCAGAGUUUACCAAGCAGACAAGGCAAGGAAGGGUGUUGCAGAGAGGGAACAGCGUAUGCAAAGGCAUAUCAGUUCAUGACUUCACAUCUUUCACUGGGGAGCCAGAUUCCACAGGCAGUAUCCCAAGGUUCAAUAAGGCCUUAUUUAACAAGCAAGCAAAAUGCAAACCAAACCAUUCUUCAUUUAUUGGCUUAAGUAUGCUUUCUCCUGAAAACUUUAGCACUGGGUGCAAAUAUUCAGUAUGGUUCUCGGAGUCCAAAGGGUUUUAAGCCAGGGCACAACCAGAAAAUUGGCUCUCGCCGGUAGGGAGAGGGGCUCCAAUAUUUCGUUCUCUCCCCGUGGGGCAUCGACAGAGAAAUGAAAUCGUUUUAUCUGGAAAAUUCCAGAUUUAUUAUUUACCCCUUACCAAGGGAAGUUACUUCUUGUAAAAACUUUUAAGCCAUUUAUCAACAAGUUCUUGUUGACUCAGGGCAUAAUGAGUUCCUGAGACAUCCUCUUUCGGGGGGUGGGGGUUUAGCUGGAAGAAUUUCAAGGAAAAGAAUUCUCAGCACAGCUCAAGAUUGUAGAAACUCAGCAGAAGCUGGUAAAAACAUGGGGAGCCCGGAGGACAGGCUGCUGUCCAGGGCAGGGGCCAUGAAGAAGGGCUUCCGUGGCCGACAGUCUGGAAAUGAAUCCAUCAUACAUUAGUGCCAUUGAGUUUAGUAACCGUCCAGCAAGUGGCGUCACUUUUACAGAAAACAAGGUCCAGUAAUAGCAAGUCUUAGUACAUCCUCACUUUUAUUAUAAAUGGGUGUUUUUUUAUAAUUUUUACUGACGCUCAGUAACCAUGCAAAAUUGUGCAUAGCAUUAAUGUAUCUAUAUACCUAUCUAUAUCUAUAUAUGAGCUCAUGGUAGAAAACCAUAGCUAGGUAGCAUCGCAGACUUACGCAUACAAAGUGAUCUUGUUUACAGGUAAUCUGUUGACAGUGCCAAUAAAUGAUAAAAAAAAAAAUUAACAUGUCACAAUGUAACUGUUGACCAUAUGCACAAUUCCAUGAAUUAAAUCUGUUUCCUGUGUUAGUCAGUAUUCUUAAAUAAAAGAAAUUUAUAAUUGAAACA